Molecule: messenger RNA, 5432 nt
Organism: Limulus polyphemus (Atlantic horseshoe crab)
Lineage: Eukaryota; Metazoa; Arthropoda; Merostomata; Xiphosura; Limulidae
Product: FH1/FH2 domain-containing protein 3-like
Exons: 21
Coding region: 193-3786 (1197 amino acids)
Biological process (GO): cortical actin cytoskeleton organization; actin filament network formation
Cellular component (GO): cytoplasm; cytoskeleton
Molecular function (GO): actin filament binding
Source: RefSeq, a predicted model, not a curated record
ACAGAAAAGUUACUAAACAGCACGGGACGAGAACUUAGAAGAUCUUUGUUUUCUCUGAAGCAGAUUUUUCAAGAUGAUAAAGACCUGGUGCACGAAUUUGUACAAAAUGAUGGGUUGGCUUGUCUCAUCAAAGUGGGAUCAGAAGCAGAUCAAAAUUAUCAAAAUUAUAUUCUUCGAGCUUUAGGCCAGGUGAUGUUAUAUGUAGAUGGUAUGAAUGGGGUUAUUGAACACAUCGAAACAAUACAAUGGCUGUAUUCACUUAUCAGUUGCAAAUAUCGACUAGUAGUCAAGACAGCUUUGAAGUUAUUACUGGUUUUUGUUGAAUAUACAGAAUCAAACAGUCGGCAUCUUCUUAAUGCUGUUGCUACAGUGGACUUGGAGAAAAAUGUUAUGCCUUGGUCUAACAUAAUGAAUCUUUUAAAUGAGAGAGAUUCAGCUGACAUGGAGCUCUUAGUCUAUGCUAUGACAUUAAUUAACAAGACUUUGAAUGGAAUACCAGAUCAAGACACAUAUUACGAUGUUGUGGAUUCACUUGAAGAACAAGGAAUGGAAAGAAUCAUACAAUAUUACAUGUCUAAACAAGGGACUGAUUUAGACCUGCUCCAGCAGUUCCAAAUAUAUGAGGCUGUUUUAAAACAUGAAGAUGGAGAGUGUGACACUAAAGCUUUACCUGUUGAUUAUCAGUUACUCAGGCAAAUUCCACGUAGCAGAAAAUCUCAUCCUGAUGAGAAUGAUAGAAGAAAAAGUCGACGACAUUCUGUGGGUAACUUCCCAUCAUCAGGUCAGAACAAGCCCUAUAGUCCUUCCAUCCACAAAACUCCUGAGGAACCAUUCAACCAGUGGAGGAAAACAGAAGGAAACGAAAAUAAGGAGUCACUCAAAGGGUCAGACUCAAAUCGAGGGUCACUGCAAUUAAAUGGUACUAGCCAGCCUAAGCAACCAGAUGUAAAUGGAAUAACUCCUGCAUUAAGAAGAAGAAGAGAACGUGAUGCUCGUAACCGUUCCCUUAUUAAAGAGCAAGAAGAAAACAGUAAGGGGGUCAUAUAUCAACGCACAGAUAGUGUAUCUUCAACAGGCAGCAUAGAUUCAGUUGGAAGCAUAGAAAAACCCACUGAAAAAAUUGAGAAGCCUUCUUUAGUCGAGCGUCAAAGAUCUCGCUUUGAAAAUCGAAUAGAAGAUGAAAAUAGAAAAAAUCACCAGCUUACACGAAUGCACUCAAGAGAAGAAUCUAAACAGCAACAAGACCAAAAAACUCCUGCUCAGUUAGUAAAACAGAAUAGUAUUUCUGAUGUUCCCCAACAAAAACAUGGGCCUACCCCUUACACAAGAAGUGAUACUAAUAAGAAAUCUUGGAUGUUAUCAAUGAUGUAUGGGAAAAGCCAAGAGGAAGAUACCAAGUCAGUGACUCCUGUAACUUCUCCCAUUUCUCCUGUUAGUCAGGCUGCUCGUCCUCCACCUUUUGUGAAAAAAGAGGAAGGACCAGCAAAGCCACAGCUAGUUAAAGAGAGAAGUGUGCAUGAUAUGCAAGAAAAAUUUAAAGAAAAACAAGAUACUAACCUUCGACCUCUAUCCGAUAAUCGCUCUAGACUUGGUGAUUCAAGUGGCAUCAUAAGUCGGGCAAAGGAAGGUCUUGCUGCCAGUACUCGCCCAGAAAAUCGGUUGACUACUUUAGUACCUCAAAAAAGCAAUUCUUCUAUUCCUGAUCUCCGAAAGUCUGAGAGUGGUAUUCAGUGGGAUCAGUUAGUCAAGACUAUCAACAAACCACUUUUAAUUAAUGAUUUAGACUUCACAGACUUGAAGGAUGAAGAUGAUGUUAAUAUCUUACAGCCCCCAGCAAUGGUCCCAAUGGGUGGGGCACCUCCUCCACCUCCUAUGGGUAUGGUUCCUCCCCCACCACCCUUACUACCAGGAUAUGGUCCCCCACCACCACCUCCUCCACUUGGCAUGCCACCACCUCCUCCACCCCCUGGUCAGAGUGGUCCUCCACAACCUCCACCUCCUCCCUUUAUGGGAGGCUCCAGAUUUGGUUUCCAAGCCCCACAAGCACCACCUUGGUCUAAACAAGCACAGCAACAGAGACAACAGCAGCAACAACAAGAACAGCAAAAAACAAUUCCAAAGAAUAAGAAAACUGUAAAGCUCUUUUGGAAAGAAGUGAAGACUGAUCCAAUGCUAAUAAAUAGGUUAUCAAAGAAAAAAACAAUAUGGGAUGAAUUAAAUCCUGCAGCAGUAGAUAUACAAAAAUUAGAGCAUCUCUUUGAAAGCAGAGCAAAGGAGAUAAUAAGUUGGAAAAAUCAAGAUGGUAAGAAAAAUGAAGUAGUAGUGUUAGAUCCAAAAAGAUCAAAUGCUAUUAACAUUGGAAUGACCAAACUACCUCCACCAAGGACAAUUAAGACGGCCAUCUUGAAGAUGGACAGCACAAUUAUGAACAGGGAAGGAAUAGAGAAAAUUCUCACUACAAUGAUGCCAACAGAAGAUGAAAAGAACAAGAUAAUGGAAGCUCAGAUGAAUAACCCAGAUGUGCCUCUAGGAACUGCUGAGCAGUUCCUACUUACUCUUUCCUCAAUUAGUGAGUUAGAAGCAAGGCUUAGGCUGUGGGCCUUUAGAAUUGAUUAUGAAACGUUAGAAAAGGAAGUAGCAGAACCUCUUAUGGAUCUCAAGCAAGCAGUAGUUGAAAUAGAAACCAACAGUACAUUCAAAAUUGUAUUGUCAACACUUCUUUCAAUUGGAAACUUUCUCAAUGGUGUUGAAAUAAAAGGUUUUCAAGUGGAUUAUCUAGCCAAAGUACCAGAAGUUAAAGACACAGUACAAAAACACUCACUCCUACAUCAUCUUUGUCACAUGGUCAUGGAAAAAUAUCCUAUGGCAACUGAUCUCUAUUCCGAAAUGGGUGCAGUUUCUAGGUCAUCAAAGGUUGAUUAUGAUGACGUGGCUAGAAAUCUUACUAAAAUGGAAACUGAAUGCAAGGCAUCCUGGGACUAUCUAAAAGCUAUUGCCAAACAUGAUGGUUUGACAUCGAUGAGAGUCAAAACAACUAGUGUUGCCCACAUGAAUGGUCAUUCUCAUUCAAACACGGAAGGUCAUAACCUUGAAGCAUCACCUGACUUACCAUUGGAGGACACUGUUGUUAACAUCCUUGUACAAUGUCCAGCAUUACAGCCAUACUCACCCAAGUGUAGAGUUGAAUCAAAAGACCGUGAUUGUUUCGGAUCUUUCAGGUUUCAUCGCUUGAUGGUAUACCUAGGAUGCCCAAUUCAUAACAUACGUGAUACUAGAGUCCAAAGUGUAUGUAAAAUCAUCAGUGAGUUUGCCUUAGAGUAUAGAACAACAAGAGAAAGAGUUUUACAACAGAUUCAGAAGAAAGUUAAUCACAGAGAGAGGAAUAAGACUCGGGGCAAAAUGAUUACAGAUAUGGAAAAGUUCAAAACAAAAGAGCAACAAGCCGAUCAUGAGCUUCGUCAGUUACUUGGCAACGGAACUGACAGUGAGGAUCAAAAGUUACAGAAAUGGGGAACCAUACCUGGUGUUAGAGGACGACCCAAAGGUUAUUCUGGACCAGGGGGCAGCUUAGGACGACACAACACUCCCACACGUGAUGAAAACCUGACAGACACAAAUGAUGAAAUUAUUGAAAGUCUGGUUAAAACUGCUACCACUCAGCCAUCACGCAGUGAACCUCGGGUUAGGAAGAAGGCAAGAUAUGGUGACAGAAAAUCUUUGAGGCGAACACUAAAGAGUGGAUUGGAUUUGUCGGAGGAAGAGAGAAGAAAGUUAACUACAACUUAAAUAAAACAUCAACUACAAGGAAUGUAGCUGCUGCCAAGGUUUUAAAACAAAUCAUCACAAGCUUUAUAUCUGUGCUAGUGUGUGGUUGACUAAAAGUCAACAUAUAAGUCAUCUUCACAAGUAUGAACUUGCUCUGUGUGUUUUUAGACAAUGUUUUUUUUCUUCAAGUGGAUACUCAACGUGGUGUUGCAUCUUGGGCCACAAAAGUGGCCCCUGACAGUUGCUGAAAAUUAAAAAUAGUCACUUACAUUAUUGAAACACUUGAAAAUAACUGUGUUUAUUCUUAUUGUUUAAUUGUAGUAAAGAAAACGUGAUAUGUUGUGAUUAUUGAGAUUAAUGUCAGUUUAUUUGGUACAAUUAAUGAAUCAAAAGAUUUACUUGACUUCCAGAAUCUGAUUGUUCAUUUCGAAACAAUUAUAUAUAUAAAGCAGCCUGAAGUCCCCAAGAAUCAAAUCACAUUCACAAACAGUGAAAUAAAUUACAUACUUUUGUUCAAUACUGUGAAUAAUACCUUGCAGCUAGAUUGUAAUAUGUUCUAAAAUUUGUACUGAGUUGUAAUAAUUCAAUGUGUGUUCAAAUUGUUACAAUUUUUGAAAUUAGCAGAAUUUCUAUUAGACACCUUUAUUCUUAUGCUGUUAAAAAAAAAAAAAUGCAUCAGCACUAAUAAUAGAAUCUGAGUAGGAAGAAGCCACGAGCUUGCAAAUUUCAGUUGAAUGAUAGUCAUGGGCUGCUAAUUUUAAACAAAGGCAGUAAAUUUAAUGUUAAGACAAAAUUAAUGUGCAACAGAUCAGGCUGUAUUAGCGUGUACAUACGAUAGUUGUAAACUAUCUGUAAAAAUCAGAUUACUUCAACAAAUCAGAUUUGAUGUCAUUUUUCAAAAGAGGAGAAUACUUAUAAUUAUUUAAACAGUUUUUCGUUUUUUUUACUUAGAGGUAGAUGCCAAGUUUUAUGCAUGGUUUCCAAAAAGCCUAACCCUAAAAUAGCUAAAAGCUGGCAAUAAAAUAAAGAAGGUAAAAUUUUCAUGUAAAAAAAAUCAUUUUAAGUUAACUCUUUAUUUUUACUAGUAUCUUAUCAUUAGUGUAUGUUUUCAUUAAAACCAUACAGCUUUAUGCAGAAAAGUUUUACCAUAGAAACAUCUUUGAUCCAAUAAGAUGGUGUAUUCUUUUCUCAAAAUAUAUGUAAUAUAAAAUAUUUGAUCAUUUAGGAAUAAAUUAUUUGUUUCUUUAAUUACUUUAGUUUUUCUCAGAUUUAGAAGGGUUUACAUGACGAUUUGAGAGAACUUUUGAAAGGACCUGAAUACUCGUCAGUUCUUGUUAUCAUAAAAUUGAAAUAAUUGUGUUCUCAAUUAAAUGAUAAAGUAAGAUUACUAUUGACUUGCCUUGUUCCUCAACAAAUUGUUUACUUUCUUGUGGAUAUUUUUGAAGUAGAAGUUAGAUGUUAGUAUAAUAUUAGAGAGCUCCUUUCUUGUGCUUGCUGCAAACAUAUUUUGUUUUAUAGUUCAAUUCUAGAAAAGUGUAUGUACAUCUUUUCAUGUUAUGUUCUGAAUACAUAAAUAUUGGUGGUUAUGUUUGUAAUAGUGUGAUUAUAACUGAGAAAAGUGUUGUAUGUUGUAGGAUUUUGUACAUAAACUUUGUUUUGUCAUCUGU